Cladophialophora psammophila CBS 110553 is the source of this 1446-nucleotide messenger RNA. RefSeq lists its product as uncharacterized. The coding region runs from base 1 to 1446 and encodes 481 amino acids. Gene Ontology annotation, molecular function: transmembrane transporter activity. The transcript has 2 exons. Gene Ontology annotation, biological process: transmembrane transport. Lineage: Eukaryota; Fungi; Ascomycota; Eurotiomycetes; Chaetothyriales; Herpotrichiellaceae. The record is from RefSeq and is a predicted model, not a curated record.
AUGUCCACCUCUACCAGCGGCCAAGGCAUGAGCAAUGCAGAAAUUCUGGAGCUCGUUGCAUCCGAUGGCACUCAGAGCUACGUCUUCGAGGAAUCGUCACUCAACCAAAUGGAGGCCAACCCUCCGCAAGAUGCUGUCUCUGCUGAAGAUGUACCUCCGAAUGGUGGCUAUGGCUGGGUUUGCACAGCUUGUGUCUUCCUGAUCAAUGCCCAUACCUGGGGACUGAACAGUGCAUGGGGUAUCUUCCUAGCCCACUACCUCAGUGAUCCUGCUUUCCAACACGCGUCACAUCUCGAGUACGCCUUGAUUGGCGGUCUCUCAAUCUCCCAGUCUCUGUUAAGUGCGCCUGUCGUGAACAUCUCCACGAGGCACUUAGGCAUGAGGUUCACUCUUCUCAUCGGCACCGCCUUGCUCUUCGUUGCCCUCUUCGGUGCUUCAUAUGCGACAGAGAUAUGGCAUCUGUUCUUGACACAAGGUGUUUGUUUCGGAUGGGCCAUGGGCUUUCUCUACAUCCCGGCUACUGCUGCUCUCCCCCAAUGGUUUUCCACGCGCCGGAGCCUCGCCAUGGGAAUUGCAUCUUCGGGAGCUGGUCUUGGGGGGCUGGCGUACAAUCUCGCGGCAGGUGGCAUCGUCCAGAGCUUGGGCAUGAAUUGGGCUUACCGCAUUUUGGCAUUCUGCGGGCUCGCUGUCAACGGAGCCUGCUCACUCCUGCUCAAGGACCGCAACAAGGCCGUUCAACCUUUGCAAAACGCUUUCAACUAUCGUGAAUACGGCCACAUUGAGGUUAUCCUAGUCGUCAUCUGGGGAGUGCUUACUGAACUGGGUUAUAUUGUCUUGCUCUACUCUCUACCCAACUACGCGACUUCUAUCGGUCUCACGGCUGGACAAGGAUCCGUUGUUGGUGCUGUUCUCAAUCUUGGUCUUGGAGUCGGCAGACCGGUGAUUGGAUACUACUCGGAUGCCUUUGGCCGUAUCAAUAUGGCAGCAAUUAUGACCGCGCUCUGUGGAGUUCUCUGCCUCGCCUUGUGGGUGCCAGCGAAAUCCUACGGCGUCCUCAUAGCCUUCGCUCUGACAUCAGGAUGCGUCUGCGGCAUCUUCUGGAACACCGUCACACCAGUGACCGCCGAAGUGGUAGGGCUCAAACGACUGCCUUCUUCCUUUGGCAUCAUUUGUCUGUCAUUGGUUGUGCCGACGACUUUCGCCGAACCGAUUGCCCUUGAAAUGGUCAGUGCGUCUGGAUACCUCAGCUCGCAGAUCUUUGUGGGCUGUAUGUUCCUCCUCGCUGCGGCAAGUACGUGGGUGCUUCGAUCGUGGAAGAUCAAUCAGGUCGAAUUGAAAGCCGCAAGGGAACAAGGGAUCAGCAGCCCAGGUGCUGCCUCACAGACCAGGAUGGAUCAUGGAUAUUGGCUGACACCACAAAGACUGCUCUGGCUGGGCAGAGUAUGA